AUGUCUGACUAUUAUGAAAUGAAAGCUAACACUGCGCAGCGAUAUGAAGCUGUGCAUCGUCGAAGUAGAAGAAGCUCUACUCGUGAAGCUGAGAACAAAAUUAUUCACUGCCCACAUGGGUCAGAUUCUGACUGCGAAUGUGUGCAGAAUUCAGAUAUAGAUAAAGAUCGUCUACUGACCGAUAAACAAGAAAAAAUAGCAGCAGCGUCCCUUAUACGAAGUGAAAUGGAAAAACUUAAAGUAAUUGACAGGCCACGAUAUAAACUGCUUACCAAGAUUAUCAAAAGUUCUGAAAAGGAGAAGGAUAAAUACAUUGGACUUUAUGAAGAAGAAUAUGGCUCUCUUCUAUCCAAAAACAGAUUAGAAUUCAUCAACUCUGAUCAAUAUAGAGAUUCCAAACAGAUGACAAUGAAUGGUACAGUAACGUGGUUUCAUCCUCGGAAAGGCUUUGGCUUUAUCACUCCAGAUAACGGUGGCGAGGAUGUUUUUGUACACUUUUCUGAUAUCCAAGUCAGCGGAUUUAAAACCUUGAGUGAAGGACAAAAGGUUUCCUUCGACAAAAAGAAUGGCCUCAAAGGCCCAUUUGCAGCAAAUGUCCAUCCUGAAUAA
Messenger RNA from Adineta ricciae, 609 nucleotides. The record is from the annotation of a GenBank genome assembly. NCBI's taxonomy places the organism in Eukaryota, Metazoa, Rotifera, Eurotatoria, Adinetida, Adinetidae.